Messenger RNA from Perca fluviatilis (European perch), 1437 nucleotides. RefSeq names its product methyltransferase like 8 (gene mettl8). The transcript is spliced from 10 exons. Lineage: Eukaryota; Metazoa; Chordata; Actinopteri; Perciformes; Percidae. The coding region runs from base 111 to 1298 and encodes 395 amino acids. Gene Ontology annotation, molecular function: tRNA (cytidine-N3)-methyltransferase activity. The record is from RefSeq and is a predicted model, not a curated record.
CGGCGCCAUCAGUAGGUGGCACUUUGUUUCUACAAGCUGACGGUCUGGUAGCAUGACAGGAGACAACAACCUGAGCUGCUGACCCCCAAGAACUUACAGAGCCAGAGUAAAUGCAUAAACUACGGAGCUUCUCUGUGGCCAAAUUGGCUAAAGGUUACAGCAGAUUGUCGUCAAGACUAAAGGGCACAGGCGGAAGACCAUCAGCUCCACUGGGUUCACGGAUUCUGACCAAUCCUGAUGACAUCUUUAAGCACAACAUGUGGGAUCAUGUGCAAUGGACAGAAGAGGAUAAAGAAAAUGCACAGCAGAAGGCAAAAGAAAAUGCCUUUAUACAAAUUCCUUUAGAGGAACAAGGUAAAUUUGACACAGAGGCUUCCCAAUACUGGGACAAGUUUUACGAGAUGCACCAGGAUAAGUUCUUUAAAGAUCGCAAGUGGCUGUUUUUAGAGUUCCCAGAACUGCUUCCUUCCGGUGCAAAAAGUCAAGCCAUAAACAGGUGUCUGGAUGAUCAGCAGGCAUCAUACCCACAGCCUUCUGGAUCCAGCAUAGACAAAGAGACCAGACACCAGCAACACAACGGCCCCACACGCUAUCACAGAAAUACAGACACCUCAAAUCCGCAGACAGAGUCCCGUCAAGGAGCAGCACUAGAAACAAUUGAAGAUGCCAUACAGACUACUACUUUCCCUGGCCAGCGUGCAUCUUUCAGGAUCUUGGAGGUUGGAUGUGGGGUGGGUAACAGUGUAUUUCCCAUCGUUAAUUCCAUAAAAGAAACAGAUGCAUUUUUAUACUGUUGUGACUUCUCCACAUGUGCCAUUCAGCUGGUCAAGUACCAUCCAGACUACGAUGACUCUGUGUGUCAUGCCUUUGUCCAUGACAUUUGUGAGGAGAUGGCCUCCUUUCCCUUCCCACCUCAGAGCCUGGAUGUUAUUCUCGCAGUCUUUGUGCUCUCCUCCAUUCAUCCGGAGCGAAUGCAAGGAACUGUGAACCGACUAUCUACAUACCUGAAACAUGGAGGGAUAUUCCUCUUCCGUGAUUAUGGGAGAUAUGACUUCUCACAACUCAGGUUUAAGAAGGGACGGUGCUUAUCGGAGAAUUUCUACACACGUGGAGAUGGAACAUGCGUAUACUUUUUCACUAAAGAAGAGGUUCAUAAUUUAUUUUCCAAUGCUGGACUGGAAGAAAUACAGAAUCUGGAGGACAGACGACUCCAAGUGAACAGAGGGAAGAAAGUUGUAAUGCACCGGGUUUGGAUGCAGAGCAAGUACAGGAAAUCAUAUCCACUUUCACCAUCCUAACACCCCACCAUAUAAUUUGGAUCUACAGUAUAUGCCUUUUUUAUACUUUGCUGCUUAUUAAUGUAAUCCUGAACCAAAGUAUUGUAUGUGUACAACAACAAAACUGUAUUGAAUAAACUAACAAAACAUGUCAAACAAA